AUGUUAGUUUUAGAUCUAUUGAAAGCUGAAGAUCAAUUAGAUGCUAUUAAAAAAGAGGCUGCUAAUAAGGAAAGAACAGAUUUAAAUAAAACAGACGAAGCUUUGAAAGAAGAAAAUGAAAGAUUGAAAAAAGAUUUGAAACAAGAGGUUUUGAAAUCCAAGGAUCAUGAGAUUUUGAAAAAACAAGCUGAACAACAAAAUGCUGAAUAUAUUAGGUUAACUGAUAGAUUAAAUGAAUAUGAAAGGAUUAUAACAAAUCAGUCUGAUGAAAAGAAAAAAAGUGUCUAA
Messenger RNA from Entrophospora candida, 288 nucleotides. The record is from the annotation of a GenBank genome assembly. NCBI's taxonomy places the organism in Eukaryota, Fungi, Glomeromycota, Glomeromycetes, Entrophosporales, Entrophosporaceae.